ACUGUCAUGAACUUGUGCUAAAAUGAUUGUUGGUACAUGUAUGUAGGCAGUGGUACGGUGGAUUUCGAAGAGUUUUUAGUCAUGAUGGUGAGAUGCAUGAAAGAUGACAGCAAAGGAAAGUCGGAGGAAGAACUGGCAGAACUCUUCCGUAUGUUUGAUAAGAAUGCAGAUGGGUACAUUGAUCUUGAUGAACUGAAGCUGAUGCUGGAAGCUACAGGUGAAGCAAUCACUGAAGAUGACAUUGAGGAACUGAUGAGGGACGGAGACAAAAACAAUGAUGGAAAAAUUGAUUAUGAUGAGUUCUUGGAGUUCAUGAAAGGGGUGGAAUAAAUGAUGAAGGAAUGUCUUCCUGGUGUUUCUCCCUGGAUUGUCACAAGAAAGCAUAGUAUAUAUUCAAGCUAGAUGAGAGAGGAGAAUUUGUCAGUCUACGAUGUAUCUAUUAAUAUGACUAUAAUUUUCAGGACAAUAUUUUAAGAAGCUUCAUUUAUUGUACACACUUGAAAACAUAUUUUGAAGUCAAGGCCAAGUUGUGUAGAUUUAAGACUUUCCUUGGGUUUAAUUUGUCUACUAAUUCAUUCUUUUACUGAAAACAUUUUAUCUUCACAUUUAUUUAGUAAAUCAGUUUAUGAUUAGAUAUACAUUGAUCAGACUUGGAAUCUGAGCCUAAAUGUUUGCGUGACUAAAGGCUAAUUUCAAAUAUUAAAAAGGUGCUCAAAGUGUGUCUGACAUUCUGCUCUAUUCCUCAAAUUAUUUCUCAAAUUUAAUUACAUUCUACUACAGUCUGUUUUAUGCUGGGAAAGAAAUAACUAUCCUAAAAGGAAUUCCCAUAAUCCACAUCUUUCAAUAUUUUUUUGUAAAACUGAGUUUACAUUUGACAGUGUAUUGUUUUCAAGCCUAUCUGUCAAAUUAACAAAAUGCUACUUGUCUGCUUGUUCAUGAAAAUAGAAUAAAGCUUUUGAGAAUUU
Molecule: messenger RNA, 965 nt
Organism: Megalobrama amblycephala (Wuchang bream)
Lineage: Eukaryota; Metazoa; Chordata; Actinopteri; Cypriniformes; Xenocyprididae
Product: troponin C, slow skeletal and cardiac muscles-like
Exons: 3
Coding region: 37-330 (97 amino acids)
Molecular function (GO): enzyme regulator activity; calcium ion binding
Source: RefSeq, a predicted model, not a curated record